ACAGAGAAUCUGGGAGAUCAUUGGAAGAGGCAGCUGAAGGUUACUUGAUGGAUCUCGUUAGCAGUAACGUGGUAAUGGCUUCAAGGAGAAGAUAUAAUGGUAAAGUCAAAUACUGUCAGGUUUAUGAUGUCGUGCUUCACUUUUGCUUGAGGAAGAGUGGAGAAGACAAGUUUAUGCUACCAGUGAAGGGGCAUUAUUCCCAGUUUCAACCUUUUGAUUGGAAGGGAAGUCGAGUGGUUUUCAGUUUCAGUGAAGAGCUUAACAAGUUUGCAACUCUGGGCUUCAACACGCGGAUGCCAUUCCAUCACCACUUGAGGUCACUGAUAACGACAAAUCGAGGAAGAUUUUAUAAUUGGAAUCCCUUCCCUCAGGUUAGUGAAGUGAGACUUCUUAAGGUCUUGGAUUUGAGUUCCCUUGAUGUGGUUGAUUUGUCGUCCGCCACAUUGAAUCCACUAAUUCACCUGAAGUACCUCUCUGCUCGCACAUAUUGAUUUGAUUUUCAUCCCAAAUCACUUCUGCCCCAUCUUGAAACUUUAAUUGUGCACGGU
Molecule: messenger RNA, 548 nt
Organism: Capsicum annuum
Lineage: Eukaryota; Viridiplantae; Streptophyta; Magnoliopsida; Solanales; Solanaceae
Product: putative late blight resistance protein homolog R1B-12
Exons: 1
Coding region: 48-491 (147 amino acids)
Source: RefSeq, a predicted model, not a curated record